Molecule: messenger RNA, 5445 nt
Organism: Synchytrium microbalum
Lineage: Eukaryota; Fungi; Chytridiomycota; Chytridiomycetes; Synchytriales; Synchytriaceae
Exons: 22
Coding region: 1-5445 (1814 amino acids)
Biological process (GO): positive regulation of TORC1 signaling
Cellular component (GO): cytoplasm
Molecular function (GO): protein binding
Source: RefSeq, a predicted model, not a curated record
AUGAAUCUUCAACAGCAUGAAGAGCGACGAAGAUAUACGACAGAGACCAUUCCACCAUCGCCGUUACUUGCGAAUGUUACUGCAGGAAGCACAGAAAUGGUCAUGGUAUUGAAUUAUUACUCUGACGCUGUAAGCCGUGUAGCUCGUUUCUUGGAUAGUUCUGUGGUCAAGCAACGUGCUGUGUUGCUGCUGGAGACCGACUGGCAACAGUGGCUGAGCAGUAUUGAUGCUGACUUGCAUCAGGCUGCUCGUCCAUUGUUGCUCAAAGUAUUCUCGUCAUUGUUGGAGACAAUCACGGCCGAGUCGUUGAGCACCGUCGAUGUAGUGGAGUUGGGUGCAAAUGCUGGCGUGGCUCAUAGGGAGCAAGAAGCAGGGCAUGCAAUUAUCAAGCGCAAGCUCGAGUAUGUGGCUUCAGCGUCGUCAAUCUCUCUCGGAUAUAAAGCUAUCUCAAAUUCACAAGAGCUGAGAGACAUGGCCUCUGAAUCGCUAACCAUCUUGGAAACGCAUCAAGUGGCCAAGCGCCGAAAUGAUGGAUAUGCUACUUUGGUCGAACACCCGGUGCAAUGGUGUCCAAAACUAGGCUCUACCAAGUUUCUUGUUGGAGGUGCCGAGCUCAGACUGUAUGAAUGGCAGCCGAUGGACGAGGCAGAUUCCAAGGUCACCUUCCGAACCUUGGCUGUUAAUGGGGAUUCCACAUUGAUGAAGUGUUUCGCUUGGAGUCCGAACCCCAAUAUCGAAAACCUCGUGGCUAUAGGAUAUACGACUGGGAAAACAUCGCUGGUUCAGUUUUCGUCUGAAAAUCGCUCAGGAGGCUUGCCACGUUCUUCAUCAGCCCCUUCCCUACCACCUUCUAUGGCGAGACUUGGAUCUUCAUCCUCCUUAGUGGGAGGUGCUCCUAGUAAUACUGCCAACAUGCUGAAUUCACACAUCAUAGCAGACUACGUUACCCGAAACGCUCGUGCUUGUAAUGCUGUGGCAUUCUGUCCUACCGAUCAUCGCUUACUGGCAUCAGGAUUGGACAAAGUACGGAGCGAUCACUGUUUAUUUGUAUGGGAUACCUCUCUAGCUACGGCUGCUUCUCCAUCAUCUGGAAAUGUAGGAGGUGCGCAGUGGAAGAGCAGACCUGAUUUGGCUCCGGAAUCUCUACAGAGAGUGUCGUCGAAUACGAGUGUGAAUAGUUUGACUGAACUCGCGUCAUCCAAUCGCAUGUCGGGCUCUCUGGAAAUUGGAGACUCUGUGUCGUCCCUUGACUGGCUGAGCAAUGGAUCGCCGCGUAUCGUCGCUGGAAUGGGUGCAAAGAUAAGAAUUUUCGAUUUAAAAGCACCAAAUCAAACGCAGCCGAUAUCGAUAAAUACCAAAGCCGUGCAUUUUAUUACCGCUGAUCCCUUCCAUGCUUAUCGUUUCGCCUCGUGCGAGUUGGACGGCACCAUUCGAUUAUGGGAUUGUCGAAAACCUACUGAAGCAGCCUUGACAUUCCCCUCUGAUGAUCGAAGCGGGAUGAUGUCUUUAUCAUGGUCUCCCAUCCGACAGGGCUUACUUGCAUCUCUAGGAAGGGAUGCAUCAGUUGUAAAGAUUUGGAACAUACAAGAAGGAGCACCGAAAGAAGUGAAUACGUGGGGUACUUUUGCGGAUGACAAUAAUAGUAUACGCAGUUUAUCGUUGGGUAUAUCAGGUACUACUCAGCCUUUUAUAGCUAGACCGGAUCAAGAACGCUCGUCUCCAUCUGUUGCUGGAACAAACUCGCCAGAUCCUUCUGAGCCUCCAGAAGAUUUGCACUAUGAACCGUUUCCAGAUGAGGUGUUGCCUUCUGCUCCUGUUCUCUGGCGUGUCAGAACAGUGAAACCUGCAAUGGGAGCUCCAGUUGGAUUCAGCUGGAUGCCAUUCGCAUCUGAAACAGACUUCUCGCAUCGAAUCAUUGUAGCUCAUAACAAAGACCCCAUCUUCGAAAUUGUACAUUUACAAGAAAGUCUCAAAAUCGCAUGGAGACCACAAGGACAGCUUGCAACUACGGCUGGAAAGAUUGUCAGUCUGAUCAAUCCCAGUGAACGAAUGGUUAUGUUUGGUGUUGCUCGAUCUGACGAUGUGUCUAGGAAGAAUUCAAGGCCAAGUGUCGCAAACAAGAUGGCCUACAUUGAUACGGAUAUAUCUGUACUCAUGAGAACUCGAGCUGGAGCUGGUUAUGGAAUGGAUGCCAAGAAGAAUUUGGAACUAGCUGAGCAUCCCGCAUUGAAGGAACUUUGGGCGUUGGUUGUGGAUGCACAAACCCGUGCUUCAUCCAAUGGAACAACAUUGGAGAAAACAGAUUAUUCAUUUAAAGGAAUCGCAAAUGUGGUUGAAGACAUGGCUACCUCCUCAACUGUCGUAACGUUUGGUGGACUCGCCAACCAUCAAGGCCAUAGUAGAAACACUUCUCUGUCUUCCAGCCCGACCAAAGCAGAAUUCAGCGCUUCCGCACUUACUCCAACUUCAUAUUUACCAUUCAAGAUAUACUCGAAUCCAUAUCGUAAACUGGCACUCAUCAUGUGCGGAUUUGGAUUUGAUGGAGAUUACACUGAAGAUCCUCAAUCUGGAAACUUUGAGAGAAGACUACGUGAAAUGGAAAAUGAUCGUGAUUUUGAGAAAGCUGCUGGUUGGGCAUUCUUCCAUGCUUCGAACUUGUCUCGAGCUGUCCAAGCGUUGAAUUCCAGUCAAGACGAAAGACUAAAACUAGUAGCAGCUGCUUUAGCUGGAUAUUCGAAUUUUCAAUUUGGCGGUAGUGCCAAUCUAUGGAAGGAGCUCACUGAGUCUCUAUCACGAGAACUGGAAGGACCUUACAUUCGAGCCAUGUUUGGUCUCAUGUCAUCAAAUGGAAAUUGGAGCACUGUGUUAGAUGGUCCUGAUGAAGACGGAUCUGGCAAUCGUGGAUUACCCAUACGAGACCGAAUUGCAAUUGCUUUGCGGUAUCUGACUGAUGAGCAGCUCACGGCCUACAUUCGAAAGACUACACAGAAGAUGCGCCAAACUGGAAAUAUAGAAGGACUGCUACUGACAGGAUUGACCUCCUCUGGAGUCGACCUCUUCGAAGAAUUUGUUGAUCGUACAGGUGAUGUACAAUCAGCAUGCAUGGUCAUGAGUCUUGUAGUGCCAAGACGGUUUACGGAUUACAGAGUGGAGUCUUGGGUUGAUAACUAUCGAUUGCUGUUAGAUCGAUGGCAGCUCUUCCGUGUGCGAGCGCAAUUUGAUAUUGCACGACGUCGAUACAUGCCCAAUGAACCUAUUGGAGAAGCUGUCGUGCCUGCUCAAGUAUAUGUUCGAUGCAACUUUUGCAAUCAGUCGAUUGCUAAUGGACCAGCCAGUACUCCACGAAAACUUCAGACUCAACCACCGACGCCUAGUACACCACAUCCGCAACCUAUGCAAAAUCAACCGAGAUCAAAGGUGACCGUAUGUCCGAACCCAAAGUGUGGACAACCGCUUCCGCGUUGCUCGCUAUGUUUGCUUGCUCUUGGAACAGCUACGGAGAACUUGCAAUCGUUUGCCAAGAAAUCAGAUGGAUCAGCGCUCGCUGGAUUCGAUUUGUGGUUUAGCCUGGACACAUUCGGUGAUCUCAUAAAGCAGCAUGAUGAGACUGAUCCUAAAGGAACCAAGCAUUUUAUAAUAGCGCGUGUGCAAACAUGGGAUGCAAAGCAGCCUGGAAAGGCAUUCUAUUCAUACUACAAUGCCUUCCAUUUAAACAAGAUUUUGUUUCAGACACAAGUCUACUUGGGUCGCAAACUCAUUCACCGAUUACACGUACUAAAUCCAUUGACAAACUCGGAUAUUAUCGGAAAUGUGCAAUAUUUUAAAGUAAGGAUUUCACGCCCGCCUCAGCCAUCAAGAACAGCCCCAUCAACACCUAUAAAAGAUUUGAAUGGAGACGAUGGUAAUGGUCGUGAUGAGCGCAAGAUACUAGCUACAGCCUAUGUGGACGAUACCCAAUCAACAAAUCCAACAACACCAGCAUCCAACAAUGGGAAACCAGGAUUGAGGAUUCAGACUAAACCAAAUGCAGGUCGUUUUACCGCUUUUAUGGAUAGAGCCUCACUUAGUGCUGGGCCACGAUUGAUGCAAGAUGAUGAUGUUCCAUUACCAAGUCCGGGAGUACGAGAAGUUGAAAACGGACAUUUGCAAUCAUGGACAUUACGUGGGCCUGAAGUGUCUGAAGUUGGAGAUGAUGAGGGAUUGACUAUACAAGGUAGUGGAUCUAAAUCGAAAUUGAUCAAGGCCAAGAAACUACCUGGUCGCGCACUAUCCUUAAAACCAGUCGCAAGAAGAGCCAGUUAUCAGAUAUCAGGUGGCACGCAAAAAGACGGAUCAGUAUCAGCAGCGUCAUCUACGGAUCGAAAGAGUCCCGGACAACUCGAACAAGGACCAACAUCAUCGUCCGUCUCACCAAUCAAACUACAGCCAAAGAGAUUGUUGAUACUCCCAUCAGUCAAGGAACAACCACUACAAGUCGACACGUUUGAAAUAAAACUACCAUUCAACAGUAUGCAUAGCCCCGUAUCAGCUCCCCUCGAAUCAAUCCCAAACCAAUUCUCACCACCAACAUCACCACCAAUGAAAUCCGCUACUGCUGGAAGCGUAAACCGUAGCAUGAGCAUCCAAGUACGCCAACCAAUGGGACCCGUAAAUCUACGUAAAUCCAUGUUUAAUCGAGCUGCAGUACAACCUGGAGCGGUAACACGAUUUGGCGAACCAAUACCAUUGCAAGAUCUAACUAAACUGGUACCGAAAUCAUCUCGUAAUCGACGUCGUGCGCUGAGUUAUCUUAAUGCUGUGACAGCUGCUGGCCAGCCAGCAACGUAUGAGGAAUGGCUGGAGAUGGUGCGACAGGACAAAGCUUCUUCGCCCGUCCGCCUAGAAUUGGAUGUUGAUGAUACAGAUGAUUAUGAUCUUGUCAGACCGUUUGGUGGUAGUGCUGGAGCCGAUGCACCUAAAUCUCCCAUCGUCCGAGUCGAUCCACCGAAAUCACCACUUAUUGAAAACAAUAAUGGCAAAUUAACAAACCCUCCAUCGCCGCAAAAGAAUGAUAUCCCGCUAGUCCGACUGGAGAGUAGCGCUUCACCCGGAUCGCUACUUCCAUACAAUAUGUACGAUGCCAUCUUGUUUGCUACAGACAAUGACUUUUUGGAAGGGUCCAAGACUCGGGUCAUAUUCAGAGAGAAUGCUUGUACGGUAGAAGAUGCUGCCUUGUUUGAAAUGCCACCGUUUACUGGAGAAGAAUCACCAGUCCUCAUGGUCGUUGAGGAACACCCAUUGUGCAGUUGGUGCUUCCCAACCAUAGAAUCCGUUCGAGGAUAUUCUCCAUGCAUCAGGUUCCUGCAUCAGUUCAAAUGCUACCUGUUUGCCCUCCUUCUAAUGUUUGGAAUGUUCUUGUUCAUUUUCCUGACACUAAAGAAUGCCAGUAGUGCAAAACUUCAGUAA